ACAGGAUUAAUUAAUGCAUUUAAACUUUACUAUCCAUCCAACACGCAGGGUUAUUUAUUUAUUCUCAUCGUCAAAUCCUUAAUUAUUUUCAUUAACUUUUUCUCAAAUUAUAAUUAAAUUCAAUUAAAUUAAAUUCAAUAUAUUAUUAUCUCAUCAUGAGUGAGGACGCCGAAUUAGACGCUGAAUUCGAACGAGUUGUUCAGCUCGUGCAGAAUUUGCCGAAAGAAGGUCCAUAUCAACCCUCGAAUGGAGAAAAACUGAGAUUUUACAGCCUCUACAAACAAGCGACGGUGGGACCUUGUGACACCUCACGCCCAGGAUUUUUCGACCUCACCGGAAAAGCAAAAUGGGACGCGUGGAACGAACUCGGCGACAUGUCCAAAACCGACGCGAAACGAAAGUACAUCGAAGCUUUUGCAAAAAUGGAGCAAAAAAUGAAAGACUUGGGACACACCCAAUAAUAAUUAAAAAUUAAGAAGAUAAAUAAAUCAGGAAAUCAAAUUCAUGUCUUGUUUGAUAAAUUUCAAUAAGAAAUAUUUUUCAUCGAAACGACACGAUUGCAUGUAGAUAAGUUGAAAAUCAAAUUCGUGUUUUGUUUUGCUUAUGUUAAAUUCCAAUAAUGAAAAUUUUGAAUAAAAGGAAAUAUUUUUAACCAAAAA
Messenger RNA from Folsomia candida, 659 nucleotides. RefSeq names its product acyl-CoA-binding domain-containing protein 4. The transcript has 2 exons. The record is from RefSeq and is a predicted model, not a curated record. Gene Ontology annotation, biological process: fatty acid metabolic process. Gene Ontology annotation, molecular function: fatty-acyl-CoA binding. Bases 156 to 461 code for a protein of 101 amino acids. Lineage: Eukaryota; Metazoa; Arthropoda; Collembola; Entomobryomorpha; Isotomidae.